UUUCCCCGGCUUCCCGGCCGGGCCGGGGCCCCCCGGUCUCCCCCUGGCUGGGUCCUCCUUGGGCGGGGCAGGGCCGGCCGGGGAGGGGGCGCGGGGCCUUUGUUAGGGAGCCAGGCCCCAGCCCCCGGGACAAUAGAGACACCCUCCCGGACUCUUUCCCCGGCCGGUCCGGGCUCUGGGCUGGCGGCGGCCGAGAGGGGUCGGGACGCGUCCCACUCUGCCUUACUCUCUGGGGGUCGGUCUGUCCCGGCCCGCCGCCGGCCUUGGGCGGCUCGGCUCUCCUCCCCCCAGUCGGUAUGAUGCAGCCGCAGUGCCGCAAGGACGGGAGAAGAGCCGCGGCACGGCCUGCUACCCUUCCCAGUGCCCCCGGCUCGUUUGUCAGUCCCCACCCCGCUCGAGGCCGGCCGCUCCUUAAACUCGUACCCACCGUUCAGUGGGGCCCCGAACUGUGGGCGCUGUUUCUGAAUCCUACGGUGGGGAUUUCUGGACUUUGGGGCUCUUGGAGAGACUUCCGGGCUGGUCCUGAGGGAGGGAGGGUGCGAUCUAAAAGAACAGGUAAGGGGAGUGCCCACUCCUCGAGUGUGCUGGCCACGGGGCUCUCCGCUGCUCCUGACCGUGAUGGCUGGAAAUGCCCUUUGCCUGUAGGCUUCUGUGGGCUCUGUUCCUCUCGCAGAGCGGCAGGCUUAUUUUAAGAGAAGGCAGUGGGGUGAAGGUGGUAGGGUCUUAGGGCCAUUCCUACUUCUGGUAGCAGUACCCCCCCAAGUGGACAUCCUGGCUGAAAGCAGAGGUGACUCCGAGAGCCCUCAGGGAAAGGGGGGUUGUCUUGAGGAGUGUGUGCAGUUCUUUGCCACACCCUGUGGGUUUGCUUUGAGGCCUUAGAGUUCCUUCUCCUCCCCCUGCUGCAUUGCACCAUGGGUAUCAAAGAGGGGUUUGAGUUUUGGGUACCUGGGAUGAGCUGCUGCUGCCUCCUAUAGACCCAGCGUCUGAUUGGCAGUGCAGUUCGGGGCCCGAGCUUAGGCCUGGGGAGGACGAGGCCACCUCUGGUUUUCAGGCCCUGGAAACCAUCAGACUUAGUGAUCCGGGGCCUCGGGGAGGGAGACUCUGUGAUGCCAGGAUUGAGCCCUGGGCCCGGAGGUGGGGAGGGGAGGUGGCAGUCUUUGGGGGUGUCUGGGACUCACCAACACCCCCACCUCCGUGUGUACAGCCGUGUUGCCGCCCGCUGUGCUAUGAGCAGUCAGAGCGCCGUCUCCACAAGAGUUUACAAAUGAAAAUGGAGGAAAUGUCUUUGUCUGGCCUGGAUAACAGCAAACUAGAGGCCAUCGCUCAGGAGAUAUAUGCUGACCUGGUCGAGGAUUCUUGUUUGGGAUUCUGCUUUGAGGUACACCGGGCUGUCAAGUGUGGCUACUUCUUCCUGGAUGAUACGGAUCCUGAGAGCAUGAAGGAUUUUGAGAUCGUGGACCAGCCUGGGUUGGACAUCUUUGGACAGGUUUUCAACCAGUGGAAGAGCAAGGAGUGCGUCUGCCCCAAUUGCAGUCGCAGUAUCGCUGCCUCCCGCUUCGCCCCCCACCUGGAGAAGUGCCUGGGAAUGGGUCGGAACAGCAGCCGGAUCGCCAACCGUCGGAUUGCCAACAGCAACAACAUGAACAAGUCUGAGAGUGACCAAGAAGACAACGAUGACAUCAAUGACAAUGACUGGUCCUAUGGCUCAGAGAAGAAAGCCAAGAAGAGAAAAUCAGACAAGAACCCUAAUUCCCCUCGAAGAUCCAAGUCUUUAAAACACAAAAAUGGGUUCUCUGUCUGUACCUCUGCAUCAAACACCCUUCCCCUUCUUUUUUCUUCUUCAGGGGAACUUAGCAACUCCGAUCCUUUUAAGUAUAGCAACUCAACUGGGAUCAGCUAUGAGACCCUGGGGCCGGAAGAGCUGCGGAGCCUGCUCACCACGCAAUGUGGCGUGAUUUCUGAACAUACCAAGAAGAUGUGCACAAGGUCACUACGCUGCCCCCAGCACACGGAUGAACAGAGGCGAACCGUACGGAUUUAUUUCCUUGGGCCCUCAGCCGUCCUUCCAGAGGUCGAGAGCUCCUUGGAUAAUGACAGCUUUGACAUGACUGACAGCCAGGCCCUCAUCAGCAGGCUUCAGUGGGACGGCUCUUCUGAUCUCUCACCUUCUGAUUCAGGCUCCUCCAAGACGAGUGAAAAUCAAGGAUGGGGUCUAGGUACCAACAGCUCUGAAUCACGGAAAACCAAGAAAAAGAAAUCCCAUCUGAGCUUGGUAGGGACUGCCUCCGGCCUGGGCUCCAACAAGAAGAAAAAGCCAAAGCCACCGGCUCCCCCAACGCCCAGCAUCUAUGACGAUGUCAACUGACUUGGGUGCAAGGGAUAGCCUUUGGCUGAGAGAGCCCUCUCUCCCGACCCCCACCCAGGCGGCAUAGCCUGGCCUACGGACAGCUGCUGGGGGUUUGGGCUUGGGAAGCUUGGUGGGCCAGGCAGGCAGAGGAUCCAGUUAUGUGCCCCUGGGGGGCGUCAGGGUCCUCUGCAGCGAAGCAUGACCCCUCGGCGUGCAGGACUCAGACCUGGACAUUAUGCCUUGGACAUAAGUUUGGUGGGGAGGUGGUUUUCCUAUUUAUUCUGUGAGUUACUGGAUGUCCAGCUAGGCUGGGGGCCUGACCUGGGCACUGUGCCAGGGCACUGCCUGCUCCCCACCCCAGGAACUGGACUGAGUCCUGCCGAGGGGCAUUGUGGCUACCCAGGCAGCUUUGGUUUGGAAGCUGAGCCCAGAGGGGGCCUCCCCUGGCUGCCCUCAGCAAUGUGAAUGGGUCCGGUGCUUGGAGCUGAGGGGCAGGGCUGGUGUGUCCUGUCUGUGUGCAGAGUCCUAUCAGAUGUCCCCAGUCCCCGGGGUCGGCAGGCAGAGUGCUGUCUGCUGAGGUGGGCGUCCAGAACUGCCUCACGGGGCAGCCCUUCCCUCAGUCCCCAUGGGCCUCCUUGGCAGCAGGAGCUGUCCUUUUGUUGUUGGGGGCCAGGAAAGGGCCUCCAGCCUCUACAGCUUCAAGGAAUGGGAAGGGGAGGGUAGGAAGAGGGAGCCUGUAUCAGAGUGGCCCCCUGCCCUCCCUGCCCCAGGGCUGUGAGGACAGCCCAGGUGAGAGGGACGGUGCUGCUUUAUUUGAAAUGUUUCUUACCUCAUUCCCUGCCCCAGGAAGGGGCCCAGCCUCACCCUCCUGGGGUGGCCCCCUGUUCUCCCCCCCCAUCCUGCCCCCCAGCCCUGCCCUGCUGGGGCAGCCUGAGUUCCCAGCUGCUGCUUGCCACCCCUUCACCUUGACCAGCUUUGGUUCCUCUCGUUCCUCUCAGCGCUCCCGCCUCUAAAGCCUGCCCUGUUCCCUCCCUUGCCGCUUUUAAGUUAUUUAUUCUGUACUUGUGGUUUGGGGCUCUGAGGAAAACCCUAAUCUUGUGCCUCUCUCCCUUUGCUAGGAGUAGGGUGGGAUGAGAAGGUAGUCUCUGCCCUCGGUUGUCAGCGGAGGUUGGCUGGGUGCGGUUGCCCCUCUGUGGGACUGUCAUGCCAGGGCACCCACCUACCUGGCUUACAUCCUGAAGAGAUGUACUAUCCCACCUGCCAAGUAGGUGGUAUGCCUUGGAGCUGAGCUGGAGGACCUGGGCAUGGGCUGGAGUACAGCUGACUGACAGGAACGGGGUUGACCCUGAGCCAAGUUUUCCGGCACUUGCUAUACAUUGUCCCCUCUGUUCCCAGGAGGAGCCACUCCCACAUUGGGUAGACAGUACCCAGGACUGGUUGGACUGAUUUGGGUUAGGGACCCUAGAGGGUUAAGGGAACAACAGAGUUAGGGUUGCAGUACCCUGUCUGGAACCCCAGUCUCCCCCUGGGGUGGUUCUGAUUGUGGCUGAUGCCUGGUUACAAAUUGAUUUUUAACCCAAGCAUUGUGAUUAUUUUUUAAAGUCAAACCAAUUUUGGCAGGAGUUAGAAUAAAUCCUGGAGCCUGGGCUCCUCUGUCCUUGGCCCUCUACAGCCUUCUCCCUUGAGGGGAAACUAGAGGGGCAGAGCAGGUUCUUCGGCUGCCUCCAAGCACAGGCUUGGGAGCCUGCUGAAGGUCAGGGGACGCCGCCGGCCCAGGCGAAGUAGCUGCAGCUCAGGCCAACUCACUCUGCUCUCCCACCUCUCCCUUCUCUGGUUGGAGGGGGUAGUUCGGGAACUGGUUUGUCCACAAAACACUUCCCUAUUGUUCCUUGGCUCACCCUCAGGGCAGAGCCCCCUGCCCAGGCUGGGUAAGAGAUGGGCUUGGUCCAGCAGGGACCCUGAGGGAACAACCCCCUUCCUUCUGGGGAGUAUGCCCCCCUACCGUGUAGUUGAACGGGGCUAGGAACUCCCCACUCCCUCUAACAGCAGGCUGUGUGGGUUUCAAUUCCCAUCCCCCCACCCUGGCUAGGUGUCGUCCACCCUGUAUCCUAUCAUGUGUCUGAGUGUGUGUGGGGGGGUUCUGUACUAAUUUCCAUGGCCGGUGGCUUUUCCUUCCAUGCAUCACUCCCCCCCGCAUGCCCAGGGGCCACCCGCCUGGCAUUACCGCAUGCUGGGGUCAUUGGGGGAGGGGGGGUGGGGCUCACGCUGUCCUGUGGUCUUGAGAUUUUUAUUUUUGCAUAUGUAAUCCAUCCUGUACAGGUAGCUAACUUUGUAAACGCUGUGUAUUCCCUCUGCCCCCAUGGCUGCUGGUGUAAAUAAACUGCAUCUCCCGUUGGUA
Peromyscus maniculatus bairdii (prairie deer mouse) is the source of this 4745-nucleotide messenger RNA. It is a transcript of the gene Atxn7l3, whose product is annotated as ataxin 7 like 3. Gene Ontology annotation, biological process: regulation of transcription by RNA polymerase II; positive regulation of DNA-templated transcription. Gene Ontology annotation, molecular function: transcription coactivator activity. Gene Ontology annotation, cellular component: SAGA complex; DUBm complex. The record is from RefSeq and is a predicted model, not a curated record. NCBI's taxonomy places the organism in Eukaryota, Metazoa, Chordata, Mammalia, Rodentia, Cricetidae.